This is a messenger RNA of Contarinia nasturtii (swede midge), 1919 nucleotides long. RefSeq names its product hairy/enhancer-of-split related with YRPW motif protein (gene Hey). NCBI's taxonomy places the organism in Eukaryota, Metazoa, Arthropoda, Insecta, Diptera, Cecidomyiidae. Gene Ontology annotation, molecular function: protein dimerization activity; DNA-binding transcription factor activity, RNA polymerase II-specific; RNA polymerase II cis-regulatory region sequence-specific DNA binding. Bases 372 to 1547 code for a protein of 391 amino acids. The record is from RefSeq and is a predicted model, not a curated record. Gene Ontology annotation, biological process: regulation of transcription by RNA polymerase II; regulation of neurogenesis; anterior/posterior pattern specification. Gene Ontology annotation, cellular component: nucleus. The transcript is spliced from 3 exons.
CGUCGUUCACACACGUGUAUCAGUUCCUUUUCAGCAUUUGUACUCGUAACACACAUUUUUGUGUGCACUCCGUUCUUGCCGCAACAAAAAAAGACUUAGAAAUUUUUUUCAAUUUUCCAAAUUUGUGAUUUGAUUUCAUCAAAUUUUCCAAAGUUCGUACAAAAGUGAACAAAAUUGAUUUGUUUUUCUUCCGUUACAAAUAGCAAAAAUCAACCAACGAAAUUGAAGAAGUGAAGACGCAUUUAAACAGAAUUCUUGUGAUAAAUUAAAAAACUUUGGUGAUUUUUUGGUGACGAAGUGUGAAAAUCAAAGAUAGUAGUAGACCAACUAUAUCUCCAAUUAACGAACGGAAAUUGAAUUAAACGACAAAAAUGGAACACCAUCGUAUAUAUAAUAAUGCGCCAUUGCACUGGGGCUAUUCGUCGACAUCGCAUGCAAUGCAUAAUACUUGGGUUCCGCCCCCAAGUCGUGCCACUAAACGAUCAAUCUCCGAAAGUGAUUGCGACGAUAACUACUCAGAAACAUCAUCCAAAGACACAUCACCAAAAGGUGCGGACAGUUGUCAACAAUUGACUCGUAAAAAGCGACGUGGUGUAAUUGAGAAAAAGCGACGUGAUCGAAUUAAUUCAUCGUUGUCCGAACUAAAACGUCUCGUUCCAUCGGCCUAUGAGAAACAAGGAAGUUCCAAACUUGAAAAAGCAGAAAUUCUUCAAUUAACGGUAGAUCAUCUCAAAAAUCUAAACGCAAAAGGAAUCGAUUCAAUGACAUUUGAUCCGCAACGAUAUGCAAUGGAUUAUCAUGUGAUUGGUUUUCAAGAAUGUGUGUCUGAGGUCGCGCGAUAUCUCAUUGCUCACGAAGGCAUGGAUAUUCAAAAUCCAUUGCGAAUGCGUCUGUUGUCACAUCUUCGAUGCUUUGCUGCCCAACGUGAGCUAUCAAUAAAAUCAGCGACACCAGCUGUCAAUCAAAAUUGGACGCCAGCUCCGCCAACAUAUCCAUUGACACAAAAUAGCUACAACAGUGCAUUGGCACCACCACCGCCGCCACCACUUUUAACUCCACGAUCGUUACAAACACCUACAACAUCAACGGUUACAUCGUCGAUUUUGCCAUCAUCGGUGCCAUCCAGUCCAGCAACAGCAAUGUAUUCAAGCAGUUAUGCGUCAUCGCCCCACAUUAAUUAUCCAUACGUUCCAAAUUUGGCGCCGACCGGAUCAAGCGAUAUUUUUGCCGAACCAAACACUCCAACAAGCACAGCUGGUGCCAUCACAUCGAAUGAAUCGCUUUCGCAAAUGCAAUCGCAUCAACAACAGCAACAACAACAGCAGCAACAGCAACAACAGUAUGUUCAACAUCAAGAUCAAAACGGCUCCACAUACACCGAAUUAUCGUCAUCACAACGAAAUGCUGUCGUUAGCAUUGGCUAUAGCAAUCAAUAUAAUCCAAUGGCUGGGUUUGGUGCUCACACAACAAACGAACACGAUGAUCCACUAUCAUAUAAUGCAAAUAACAAACCAUACAGACCGUGGGGCCAAGAAAUGGCCUAUUAAUUUUAAAACAGUGCAUUCUGGUGAAGAUUUUUUUUUUUUUUUGAAAUUACAUAUGAUCUCUAUUUUUUAUAUAGAAAUAUUCUAUUUUAAACGAAACGCACAACAAAUAAGUCAAGUGAACAUAUUUAUUGAGAUUUUAUACAACGAAACAUUUAUUUUACUAUGGAAACAUAAUCUCCGUAUAUUUAUAUAUUUUUCUACGAAAAAAAAACACGUUAAACGCCUAGUCAUUUAGUCAUGUAAGAAGUGUAUAUAUAGAAAUAUUUUUGCGAAAUUUGAAUCCAUAAAGCUAAAUGUAGCUUUAACAAAGUCAAGGAGCCAAUUGAAUCAAGUAAAUGACGAUUAUAUAUAUUUAUAUAUGCUUUAACAAAG